AUGUUUUCUAAAAAGCAGUCUAGUGAGUCCAGACGAUUGCUGGAGAGAAAAUUGUACCUCGCUCGAGAACGUCCAGAUGAUAUAUUUGAUUUGUCAUCAUGUGAACUUAAAAUGAUUCCUGAUGGAACUUUUUCUCUUGUUAAAGUUCUAUUAAAAACAAAGCUAUAUUUUCAACAAAAUUCUUUACAAAAACUUGAUUCCGGUGGUAAAUUAACAAAUCUUCAAAAUAUUGUCCUACUUGAUAUAAGUUCGAAUGAAUUUCAAUAUUUACCUAAUGAUAUUUGCGAAUUAAAAUGUUUACAGGUUUUAAAUGUUUCAAAAAAUCUAUUAUCAAAAUUACCUUCAACUAUAACAUCUCUUACGCAACUUCUAUUUCUUAACGUUGAAGACAAUCGUCUUACUGAAUUGCCAUCAGAUUUUGGAAAACUACAUCAAAUCACUAAACUUUUUUUAAAAAAUAAUCCUUUGUCAUGUUUACCUAAACAAUUGUGCUAUUUGAAAGAUUUGAAAGAAUUAACUCUUUCCUACGAUCAAAUACAAUAUCCUACCUCAGUGAAAGCGUCUGUUUCGCAAUGUAACGUCACUAAAAUUCCAACAAUUUGUCUGGAUAACAACCUGGAGUUGACCGAUGGCUGUGAUAGUGGUUUAGGUGGUAGAUCAGAGGAAGAAUUUUACGGUUCAGAAGAACAGGCGUUUGGUAUCAAUGAGUUGUUUUAUUUUUCCAGACUUUCUUGUAUCAAUAGUCACAAGAAGUUUUUAAUUGCAAUCGUACUUCUUUCGCAAUGCGAUGAAGGCUACCGUUGUGCUGCACAGCAAUGGUUAAAUAAUACUAUAUUAGAUUCCAAAGAAGAUCUCGAUCAAGUAUUCUUAGAUAUCAACGAGUCAGACUAUCUCAAGAAGCUUCGCUCAACAUCGGCUUCGACAAAUGAGUUACUAGAUAUAUUAAAAAAGCUCACACCUUUAUCGGCUGUACAGUACAAUAAUGAGUCUUAUCAUCAUAUCAGUCAUAAUUCUGUGUCAGCCAAACCAGAAACGGAUAAUAUAUAUUGUUCCGGUACCCGUCCUAGGAAUAUGUUCGGUGAUUCACCACCAGCAGAUAUUGAUGGGAUUUCUCAGAACUUCCAGUCCAUCAAAAGACAAUACCUAGAACUGGUUAGCAAUAGCUUUAUAUCUUCACUCGUUACUGACUGUGAUCCGUUAAUUAAGAAAUUUCACAAUAAUCCUAUCCCGUUGCGUGAAGUGGCAGUGCAAACAUCAAUUGGUCAACUUUUUAUUGCAACAAUUCUUCACGCUUCCUUUAAUGAAGAUGAUCGCAAAUGGUUGUUGUCAUCUAUUCGAAACAAAUACAAGGGAUUAUCUAAAGAAAGCAAUACAUUACUAAAACAUGGUUCUUCGGAUGAUGGGCUGUGUUCAAAAUUAUUUGAUUGCCUGGUUGAUCUUGGUUUAGAUCUUUCUUGUGCUUUACAGCGCAUAACAGAUUCGUCGUCGCAUUCAUUAACUUCUUCCGGGUUCUUAUCAGGUUGUGGAGGUUCAGAUAGUCAAUAUGAUCUGUUCAUGGAAGCUUCUAAUUCUGGACCACAUUCAGUGAAUCAUAACAACAGUAUAACUACUACAAAAGCAAACUAUGGUGCACUAUUAACUGUUCCAAAUGCUGAAGUUAAACUUGGUUUUUCAAACAAUUUUUAUAACAAUCAUUUAUACUGUUCUCAUUCACAAAGUACAUCAUCUCACUUUUCACAUAGAAGAUUAUCUGACAUUCCUAGGGUAUCUAACUAUCAUUCUUUACCUUCUUCACAAUGUCAUAGUCAAAAUUUGCCAAAUAAUAAUGACCAAGAAAAUAAAGCACCUGAAAUUUUUGAUGUAAGCACAAAUCAGAAUUCGCUUAACACAUCCAAGGAUUUUAAUGAUUUGCCAACAGUUAGUUCACCUAGCCCUCCUACAUCCGUCCAAAGUUCAACGGUUGAUACAAAUAGCGGAGAGACUAAUCUAUCUUCAAAUGUUAUUUACCAACAAAGAGUGUCCACUUGUACACUAAGUGAUUCAAGCUCAAUCUCAUCCAGUAAUACGGAGCUUGGUGUUUAUAUUCCUCAUUCACCAACAUCAAUAUUUCUGGCUUCCACAUCACCGGAACCUGUAAAAAGUUAUGAGAAUAUUGUUACACAAACUAGUAGUUCUCAUCAUUUCCCAACUGUAACUGAUGGUCAAACUAUCUGUGAUCAUCGUGAGUCACUGUCAACUGCUGAACAUUCCAAUCUCGUGAAUAAUCAUCAUCCACCGUCACAAACUCAUGAUCAUGUCCCUAUGAAUUUUCCUAAAAUUCAAAAUGAAUCAAAUCAUUCUAUAAUGCCCAGGAAUUUAAAUAAAUUCACAAAUCCUACUGAUGUUGAACAUAAUUCACAUUGUGUCAUCGAUGAGAAUAAUUUCUUAAAUCCAUCAUCUGGAAUGACAGCUGUUCCAUUCUGGCUAAAAAGUUUACGACUGCAUAAAUAUGCUAGUCUAUUCCAAAAUCUGUCAUAUGAUGAGAUGAUGAAUAUCACUGAUGAUUGGUUAAAGCAGCAAAAUGUAACCCAAGGAGCAAGAAAUAAAAUUCUAUUAAGUAUUGAAAAAUUAAAACAUAGAAAAUCUACAUUAUAUUUAAUGGAAAAACGUCUUACUGAUCUAUCAUCAACUGAUCAAUUAACACAAACUAUACUAAAUUCAUGUUUAUCUGAAAUUAAACAUAUUCUAUUAACACCAAUUAAACCAUGCCGUGAAGCAAUCACAUUAUAUGCAUUACAUUUAAAUCAAUUAAAUUCUCGUUCAUGUUCUAGUUCUCCAAUUGGUGGUGGUUCGUCAUUUUCAACUGUUUAUAUUCAUAGAAAGGCAGAUGUGUCAUCAAUUAACACUACCACUACUACUCCUACUACUACUACUACUACAAUAACAAAUUCUACUUUUCCACUGACUGUUUCAUCUUCAUUAGUCAAUAUGAAUACUACUGUUCAUAAUACGAGAAAUACACUUACCGGGAAUAAUGAUAAUGAUAACUGUAGUGGUAGUAGUACAAAUUUUAUGAAUAAUACAACCAAUAAUCCUAAGAUUGUUGAUUAUUAUUGUACUACUUGUGAUAUCAACUCUUUAUGUGGUAGAUGUAAAUGUUAUGGUCAUACAACACAACAACAACAUCAACACCAACAACAACUUACUGCAGCGAAUAAUACUAAUGAAGUAUUUAUUGGUAAUAAUAAUAAUAAUAAUCAAUAUUGGUCACCUUCUAUGACUAAUCUACUAUCAAAUAUGUCAUCUUAUGGUGGAAUUGAUAAUUAUUGUCAAAAUGAUGAUAAACUACAUAAUUUAACACUACUAUUAUCUUCAAAUGUAUUGAAUCGAUCUAAUCAAAAUGAAUGGGAUUGUAUGAGUAAUGAUGAAUAUGAUGAUCAGAAACGAAUUGAUCAUGUUGAUGCUGAUGAUGAUGAUGAUGAUCAUAAUAGUAUACCUGGAUAUAUUAUUGCAUGUUUAACAAAAGUAUGUUCCAGUUUAUUGGUCACAGCUUAUUCAGGUGUUAAUUUAUAUGAAGAGUUUUUACAAAUAUUGGAAAUUAUACUGAAUCAUGUUGCUUUUACUAAACAACAAAAGAAACUUGUUUCAUUUUGGAAACAUCGUAUUCUUAUUGUAUAUGGUCACUAUAUUACUCAUUCACCUAAUUUAUCAAAGUCAAAACCUGAUUUCCACACUAAUAUUUAUCAUCGACAUAUGCCACAUAUGCAUCACUCGGAUAUCAGUCGCCUUAACAAGUUCCCAACCACUUUGAUUAGUCCAGAACAACGUCUAAAUUCUCAUAUGGCUUAUAGAGCUAAUGCAAAUACUCUUCCGCCUUCUGCUGUUUGCUUGCACAAUACUCAGGAUACUUCAACUAAUAUGUCUUUAAAUAUCCCUACAGCAAUUGAAGCUUUACGACGACAUAGUGUUUCUGUUGGUGAUUCUGGAAAUUGUUUAGCUGUUGGCAGAUUAAACAAUCGGCGUAGAAUGCCUAGUCCAAACUUAUCGUAUUUUUCAGGAAGAAAUGGUCCAUCAACGAAUCUUGUAUCAGGUAAUUCAUGCUUUUCUCGUCAUCCUCAAGCGUCUUCAGAUAUGGAAUUAUCUGGUUUUCCAUCCCAGUUACCGAGACCACGUUUUCAUAGUCCGUCAAGAUUUGAUCCUUCAACUAAUCUAACUCCACGCAGAAAUUUAAUGCCUGUAGCAACAGCUCCUGUUACUAGAAUGCCUUCACCAUCAGAUGUUUGCCGUCAUGGUAUUUGUUAUAAUGACUGGUUUUCUCCUGAUAACAAAGGUGCAUUUCCUACCGCACCUUUCCCAUCAAGUGUCUCACCGAUUUCAAUUUGUGAAGGAUCCUAUCCAGAGAAAAUAAUAUCUGACACUCAACUUAUACAACAGCUGCCGCGAACACCAAAUGUUCCAGCUUCGAUAUUACCGUGCCAAAAUGCUUUUCACAAAACUCAUAGUACAUGUUUAUGUGCAUCCACUCAUAAUACUAUUAACACAACUAUACCCAAUAAUACAUCGUUGACAUUAAAUUCAUCAAAUCAUUUAAUAAAUAAUCGUCAACAUAUUGAUGCUAAUUAUUGUGAUAAUUCUGGAAAUUUCUUCCCAUCUUUAAAUUGUACACCAAUCCCAUGUAUGCCUAAUCCAAUCGUUUAUCAUACAUUUGAUUCAUUAUAUAAUCAAUCAUAUGAGAAGAAUUCUGCACAAACUGUUAGUGAUCCCAAUUGUCCAGUAAUCACAACAACACCAACAACAAUACAAAAGUCAUCACAACACAUCGAUUUAAAAGUUCCUAGCAUGAGUAGUAGUUGUUGGUCAACUGAUCCUUAUAUGCAUCAAAUUCAUCGAAGACAAAUGGAAUUACAUGAAUUGUCUCAAUGUAGUAUGCACAACAAUAAUAUUUAUAAUCUGAAUCAUAAGCAAAUCAAUAAUAAUGAUAAUAAUAAUGAUAGUGAUUUAUUGGUGUUUGUUGAUAAUUACAUUGCAACUGCUGAAAAUAAUAUGAUUGAAGAUUUAUCAUCGGAUUCAUCAAAUGAUCGAAUUAAUCGUGAUUUAGAUCUGCUUACACGUAAAGUAACAGAACAUGCAAUUGGAGGUUUCGAUUCAAUGACAGACUGA
Schistosoma turkestanicum is the source of this 5139-nucleotide messenger RNA. Lineage: Eukaryota; Metazoa; Platyhelminthes; Trematoda; Strigeidida; Schistosomatidae. The record is from the annotation of a GenBank genome assembly.